Aplysia californica (California sea hare) is the source of this 556-nucleotide messenger RNA. RefSeq names its product 60S ribosomal protein L28. Gene Ontology annotation, cellular component: ribosome; cytosolic large ribosomal subunit. The record is from RefSeq and is a predicted model, not a curated record. Gene Ontology annotation, biological process: translation. Lineage: Eukaryota; Metazoa; Mollusca; Gastropoda; Aplysiida; Aplysiidae. Gene Ontology annotation, molecular function: structural constituent of ribosome. The coding region runs from base 100 to 510 and encodes 136 amino acids. The transcript is spliced from 4 exons.
CAUUCCAAAUUCCAACACAACAAAUAGUAAACCGGAAGUUGAAAUAUACCGGAUGUAGAUCUUUCUUUCUCCCUGAACAGUGGAUGCAAGAUAACAGCCAUGGCGACAGCAGACCUCUCCUGGUUGAUCAUCCGCAACAACUCCUCCUUCUUGUUGAAGAGGAGUAGACUGAACAUGAGCUUGGAACCCAACAACCUGAAGAGCAAGAACUCCUUCCGUUACAACGGGUUCAUCCACAGAAAAACUGUUGGUGUUGAGCCAGCCAAGGAUGGAAAGGGCGUUGUUGUUGUCACCCGCAAAAGCAAAGGUCUGCGCCGACCAGCCAAGAACGUGACCCGCGUUGAGCUCAAGAGAGACCCCAGAAGGACCGUGGCCACCAUCCGCAAAAGCCUGAAGGCCAACAACUACCGUAAAGACUUGAUCAACCCUGCCGUGAGGAGGGCAUGCGCCAUCCUCAAGAGCCAGAAGCCCGUGGUGAUCAAGAGGGCACGCGGUGCCAAGAAGGAAUAAAAAGUUUAGCUGUGUCAAUAAAUCUUGGUUAAGACGUAAAGUCAAA